CAAUAACAAGGAUUUUUUGCAGGAAGAAAGAUCAACUGUAUACUGAAAGAACACGUGAAAGAUGGAUGUGGAAUGCUGCAACACGACAACUUGUCCAGAGGUUCUGCCAAACUCUAAUUCGGUGCAGACUUCAGGUGAAAAAAGUCAUAACGACUCCAGUAGCAGUGUAAGUAAAGCUGAAGAAAAUGCUACUGCUGUCGACAAAACUAUGGAAGAUACAGGCGAGAAGAUAGACUUUAAAGUCAUCUUCAACAAGAAAAAGAUAGAUGUUACUUUUGCACUGGAUGGCACUGUUGGUGAGCUCAAAACAUACCUUCAUAACAUCAUCAAUGUGCCAGAGGCAAUGCAGAAAAUCAUGAUCAAGGGAUUGGCCAAAGAUGAUCAGACUCUGAGAAGUUUAGGAGUAACAAAAGGUGCCAAAGUCAUGAUUGUUGGAUCAAAGCUAGAUGACGUUCUAGCUGUUUCUAUACCUACGAAACAAGAAAUCGCUGAAGAAAGUGCAGCAGCAGCUGUUAGUAAGGAACCUCUUUCGCAACAAAAAGUACACCGCAAAGUUUUAGAUAAAGGAUUACCAGAGGACGUUAUGCCGGGUAUUUUGGAUACCCAGGAACCACUUCCUAGUUAUCCCUUAGUUGGUAUGCUGAACAAAUCUGGUAAUAAAGUAAGACUAACUUUCAAAUUGGAACAAGAUCAGCUGUGGAUUGGUACUAAAGAUAGGACGGAUAAAUUAUCUAUGACUAAUAUAAAAGAUGUUCACACUGAACCGAUUCAUGAUCAUCCUGAAUAUCAUAUUGUGGGUUUACAGUUGGGCACAACAGAAGCAUCGAGAUAUUGGAUAUAUUGGGUUCCAACGCAAUACAUUCAAUCAAUCAAAGACUCCGUUCUUGGUAAGUGGUGUUAUUUCUGAUCGAGUGUUGGUGUAUUUUACAUCUUUUGUUUUUCUUCUCUUAAACUAAGCGUAAUCGGCUAUUGAACAUCACAACAAACAACUGUAUGCUAGUCAGGCAUUCAUAACAUUAUGCUGAAUAAGGGAUACACAAAUUAGUCAAAUCCGUGCAAACAAACUGCCUAUUCUGGAAAUUGGGAUUUUUUUUAAUAUACAUAACUGUCUUAAAUUUUUCUAUUCAGUAAUUUAUAAUUUUCAAAAAGCUGAAAUAUUUCUCAGCAGUCAGUCCGCAAGUAAAUUUCAUUUAUCUAAAUAACAAGUAAAGUUCCAAUUCAACGAAAUAAAAUAUUAACUAAUUUUUUUUUCUCUAUUGUUAUUUUAAUGGAUGAAAUUAAUUUAAAAUUGUUUUCAAUAUGAUAUUCUAUCCAGAGAUAAAUAAUCAUGAGUAAUCAUAAAAAUUACUCAAGACUUGUAAAUCAUAGCAUAUACAUAUAUUAUAUAAGCGGUAUUUCGUAUUUUAUACAUGUGUUAGAAAUUUCUGUGAUCUACUUUUGCCGUCUUGUUUUUAAAGAUGCAUUGCUCGAAAUUAAAAAAAAAGUUUAUUAACAAUCAGGGAUCUUGUAUUUAGAAGUCAUCACUUUACAUUUGUAAGGGUAUUGUUCAAUAAAGUACAUCUCAACCAGCGUUCGACGCUUUAAAAAAAAAAAAAAAGUAAAUUAAAACAAUGAUUUUUGAUGCGUUAAACGCAAUUGUUUAAAUAUAUUUAUAUGGUAAAGCAACGAAGUUCUCGAAAUUAAACAUUGUCACAGAUGAGUUAAUCAUCAUGAAUACUGAAUAAAGAGUAAAUAAGCGUAUAAAAAAUAAAUAACUUGAGUAUGGACUUUGCAUCUUCAAUCAAGCAGCACAAAUUUAUAAUGUUAUAUACAAUAAUUUAUGUAUAUCAAACUUUAAAGAGAGAACGACUCUAAGUUGUAUAGUUAUAACUUUAUAAUGAUAUUUUGUACAAUCGAUUGAGUACAGGAAAAAAGACGUCAAUGGAAUAACGAAUAAUGAUAAUUAGAAACUAAAUCCUGGACUCGAAUGGUACGAUACAUUGAUCGUAAUCACGAAAAUAUAUCCUUCUACGAUUAGUUGUAUAAAAAUAUACAUUAUUAAAAACCCUGAAACAGUGUGAUUCCAUGAA
Messenger RNA from Copidosoma floridanum, 2069 nucleotides. RefSeq names its product ubiquitin domain-containing protein UBFD1. The record is from RefSeq and is a predicted model, not a curated record. Gene Ontology annotation, molecular function: RNA binding; cadherin binding. Lineage: Eukaryota; Metazoa; Arthropoda; Insecta; Hymenoptera; Encyrtidae.